GGGGCCGCCGCGCUCGCCGCUGCCCGCCGGGGCCGCCGCCGCCGCCGACAUGGACACCAAACAUUUCCUGCCGCUCGACUUCUCCACCCAGGUGAACUCCUCGUCCCUCAACUCCCCCACAGGGCGCGGCUCCAUGGCUGCCCCCUCGCUGCACCCCUCCCUGGGGCCCGGCAUUGGCUCCUCGCUCGGCUCCCCGGGACAGCUGCACUCGCCCAUCAACGGCAUGGGCCCGCCCUUCUCCGUCAUCAGCUCCCCCAUGGGCCCCCACUCCAUGUCUGUGCCCACCACACCCACCCUGGGCUUCGGCACCGGCAGCCCUCAGCUCAACUCGCCCAUGAACCCCGUCAGCAGCACCGAGGACAUCAAGCCCCCACUGGGCAUCAAUGGCGUCCUCAAAGUCCCGGCCCACCCCUCAGGGAACAUGGCGUCCUUCACCAAACACAUCUGUGCCAUCUGCGGGGACCGCUCCUCAGGCAAGCACUACGGCGUGUACAGCUGUGAGGGCUGCAAGGGCUUCUUCAAGCGGACGGUGCGCAAGGACCUGACCUACACCUGCCGGGACAACAAGGACUGCCUGAUCGACAAGCGGCAGCGCAACCGCUGCCAGUACUGCCGCUACCAGAAGUGCCUGGCCAUGGGCAUGAAGCGCGAAGCCGUGCAGGAGGAGCGGCAGCGGGGCAAGGACCGGAACGAGAACGAGGUGGAGUCCACGAGCAGUGCCAACGAGGACAUGCCGGUGGAGAAGAUCCUGGAGGCCGAGCUGGCCGUCGAGCCCAAGACGGAGACCUACGUGGAGGCCAACAUGGGGCUGAACCCCAGCUCGCCCAACGACCCCGUCACCAACAUCUGCCAGGCGGCGGACAAGCAGCUCUUCACGCUGGUGGAGUGGGCCAAGCGGGUCCCGCACUUCUCCGAGCUGCCGCUGGACGACCAGGUCAUCUUGCUGAGGGCAGGCUGGAAUGAGCUGCUCAUCGCCUCCUUCUCCCACCGGUCCAUCGCCGUGAAGGACGGGAUCCUGCUCGCCACCGGGCUGCACGUGCACCGGAACAGCGCCCACAGCGCGGGGGUGGGCGCCAUCUUCGACAGGGUCCUGACGGAGCUGGUGUCCAAGAUGCGGGACAUGCACAUGGACAAGACGGAGCUGGGCUGCCUGCGCGCCAUCGUCCUCUUCAACCCGGACUCCAAGGGGCUCUCGAACCCGGCCGAAGUGGAGGCGUUGCGGGAGAAGGUCUACGCGUCCCUGGAGGCGUACUGCAAGCACAAGUACCCAGAGCAGCCCGGGAGGUUCGCCAAGCUGCUGCUGCGCCUGCCGGCCCUGCGGUCCAUCGGCCUCAAGUGCCUGGAGCACCUCUUCUUCUUCAAGCUCAUCGGGGACACGCCCAUCGACACCUUCCUCAUGGAGAUGCUGGAGGCCCCGCAUCAAAUGACUUAGGCCCCGGCCGGCCGGCCGCCCGCCUGGCCGAGCCCCACCCCCGCCCCCUCUGCCCGGCCUGUUUGGACGUUGGGGCGCAGCCUGUCCCUGCUAAGCCUAAGAGAUGUGUUGCCACCCCGUUGUUUUCAGUGCUGCUUGUCUUUGGACCCAGGAGGGCAGUGCUUUCCCAGGGCGGCAGCAGGAGCGGCAAGAACUG
Molossus molossus (Pallas's mastiff bat) is the source of this 1628-nucleotide messenger RNA. RefSeq names its product retinoid X receptor alpha (gene RXRA). Gene Ontology annotation, cellular component: RNA polymerase II transcription regulator complex; nucleus. The transcript is spliced from 10 exons. Gene Ontology annotation, biological process: response to retinoic acid; retinoic acid receptor signaling pathway; cell differentiation. Bases 50 to 1432 code for a protein of 460 amino acids. The record is from RefSeq and is a predicted model, not a curated record. Lineage: Eukaryota; Metazoa; Chordata; Mammalia; Chiroptera; Molossidae. Gene Ontology annotation, molecular function: zinc ion binding; nuclear receptor activity; nuclear steroid receptor activity.